Molecule: messenger RNA, 1599 nt
Organism: Lecanosticta acicola
Lineage: Eukaryota; Fungi; Ascomycota; Dothideomycetes; Mycosphaerellales; Mycosphaerellaceae
Source: the annotation of a GenBank genome assembly
AUGGCGAUCAAGCACUUCUUCAAGAUCCUCAAAUUGUUUUGUUCAGGCCACACUAUCAAGAAGUCCACUUCCUGGCACGACACGAACGCCGUCGGCCUCAAAAUCGAAAUACCCCAAGCUCAACUCGUUAAGCCUCUCAGGAUGAUUGUCAGGAUGAUUGAGGAUCUGGUUGCUCGCGAUGUGCCCAGCCGCACUCCAGCCUUCAUUGCCGUAACGACCGUCCUUUUCCUCGUCACGACUGCUUUCUUCGCCGCGCGCAUCAUAUGGCGCCAUUCGCAUCAGAUCCAGCGAGGCUGGGACGAUGCUUUCGCCAUGGCGGCCUACAUCAACCUCAUUAUCCUCAGUGCUUUUGGCUACCGGGCCGCACAACUCGGGUUCGGUAAGCACAUGGAUGAUAUCCCCCAUACCCGUGCCCACGCGCUGUACUGGUUCUGGCUCUAUCAGAUCUUCUACAAGAUCCUCGGCGGUCUGACGAAGUUGACGUUCUGCGCUCUGUACCAUCGCAUCUUCGAACGUCAGGAUUAUCGAAAGAUUGUCUGGAUUGUCAGCGGCAUCAUCGUGGCCGGUACGGUCGCCUUCACUUUUGCGACCAUGUUCCAGUGUAUCCCGAUCGCCUACAAUUGGAACAAGACCAUUCCGGGAGGACAUUGUAUUGUGUUUAUGGGAUUCUGGUACACGCACGCGGUCUUCAACACGGCGUUGGACGUCGCCGUCUUCGUCCUGCCGCUACCGCUGAUCCGCACGCUGCAGAUGGCCAAGAGAACCAAAAUCGGGCUCGCGAGUGUCUUCGCGCUGGGUGCGUUUACUAUUGCCGCGAGUAUCGUGCGAAUGGUGGAGCUCCACUCGAGCGCGCAGGCCAUCGCUCACGACCCGACAUGGGGCUCGAUGCCAGCACUCAUCUGGACGGAAAUCGAAGCCAACACGGCCGUAAUCUGCUGCACGCUUCCCGCACUCCGCCAACUCGCCGUGCGCACCUGGCGAACCCUCCGAGGCAAGAAAGGACCGGAGACGCCUUUCAACUCCCAACACUCCCCAUCUCGUCCAGGGGGGGCAUCGCAGGACCCUUUUGCAGACACUUCCCACACGGAUCCUCCGUAUUCUUCAUGGAACCACAACACCGCAGACAGACCAAAUCCCCUCCGAGUCCCCGACCCCCAGCGCUUCGGCACCUUCUCCGAAGCCCACUUCUCCCCCUCCAACCAGGCAAACUACGAAACCAUCCACCUCGACACCCUCUCCCCCACCCAAGCCCCUACUCGCCCCGAACCCCUCCGAAGACCGGGCUUCCUCGAAAAACUCCUCCCGCUCAAGACCUUCCCGCAGAACAGUCGCAGGACGGAAGAUCUGAGCGCGGCAGAGGAGGCCCGUGGUGGUUCUCGAACCGGCCUCAAGAAGCCGCUGCAGCAAACUCCGAUUGCUGCGUCUGCGUUUGGACGAAGGCGGGAGUUCUUUGUGGGUUCGGUUCCUGGUAUGCAGCCGCGAGAUGCUCAGGUUGAUGAUGAUGGAGGGGAGGGCGCGAGGGGGUUGACGUUGGAGGAGAUGUUGCGCGAGGGAUCGUGGGGGAAGGGAUCUUCGGAUGGGAUGAGUAGUCAUUCUUAG